CCCUGAUAUGCUAUGAACGACAUUGUUACAUGUUGCAGCUGAUAUAUUUCAUUUUAUUGAAUUACAGGCUGGUUCAAUUCAUUGACUCUUAUGAUCCGCCAUUGAAAGGAUUACAUGAAGACUUGAAUUUUGUCAGCCCUCGUAUUGGAGAGGUUUUAGAGGCUGUGGGUCCUAUAAUAUUUCUAUCUACAGAUACCAGGAAGCUGAGAAAUGAGGGUUUUCUGAGUCCAUUUCAUCCUCGAUAUCCUGACAUUCUUACAAAUUCAGCACACCCAAUGAGAGCUCAAGACUUAGCAAAUGUUACUUCUUAUCGGGAAUGGGUAUUACUUGGAUAUCUUGUUUGUCCUGACGAGCUUCUUAGAGUCACCAGCAUCGACAUUGCUUUAGUAAACUUGAAGCAGUUUUUUUUUUGUUUCUCUUGUUAUUACUCGAAAGAGUUUAUUUAAAGGGGAAAUUACAAU
This is a messenger RNA of Camellia sinensis, 461 nucleotides long. Its product is annotated as putative protein NAP1. Lineage: Eukaryota; Viridiplantae; Streptophyta; Magnoliopsida; Ericales; Theaceae. Gene Ontology annotation, cellular component: SCAR complex. Gene Ontology annotation, biological process: cell morphogenesis; cortical actin cytoskeleton organization; cell projection assembly. The record is from RefSeq and is a predicted model, not a curated record.